Messenger RNA from Pseudocercospora fijiensis CIRAD86, 1383 nucleotides. RefSeq lists its product as uncharacterized. Bases 1 to 1383 code for a protein of 460 amino acids. The transcript has 5 exons. Gene Ontology annotation, molecular function: transmembrane transporter activity. Gene Ontology annotation, cellular component: membrane. Lineage: Eukaryota; Fungi; Ascomycota; Dothideomycetes; Mycosphaerellales; Mycosphaerellaceae. Gene Ontology annotation, biological process: transmembrane transport; amino acid transport. The record is from RefSeq and is a predicted model, not a curated record.
AUGAGAAACUGGGGCCGAACUGGGUAUCGGCAAGAGUUGAAGAGGUCCUUCGGCCUCAUUGGCAUGGUCGGCUUCUCUUUCUCAAUCGUAACGUGUUGGUCAGCAUUAUCCGGCGUCCUCAUCAUCGGCGUUGAGUCUGGAGGCCCGCCAGUGAUGAUCUGGUCAUGGCUCGGAAUCUGCAUCGCAUCUUUGGCAGUCGCAUAUAGCAUGGCGGAGAUGUGUAGUGCCUAUCCCCUGGCAGGUGGACAAUAUAGCUGGGUCGCUGCCCUAGCUCCAAGGAAGAUGGCGCGAGGCUUUUCGUAUGUGUGUGGAUGGUUCAUGCUCAUCGGAAUCCUUGCUAUGGGCGCGACGAACAACUUCAUCGUAUCGAACUUUAUCCUGGGAGUCUCCAAUCUGAACAAUCCAGGCUACACCAUUCAGAGAUGGCACACAGUCUUGGUCACAUAUGCAGCCGGCAUCUUCUCAGCGUGCUUCAACAUCUUUGGACCAAGUCUUCUCGAGAAAGCAAGCCGAGCGUUGCUCAUCUGGAAUGUCUGCGCCUUUCUGAUCAUCGUCAUCACUAUCCUGGCUGUCAAUGACCACAAACAGUCAGCAGCAGUCGUCUUCAAGGACUUCGUCAAUGAGACAGGCUUCAACAGGCCAUACUGCGCCGUAAUAGGCCUGCUUCAAUCGGCGUUUGGCAUGUGUUGCUACGACGCUCCUGCUCACAUGACGGAAGAGAUACACAAUGCAAGGAAGCAGGCACUAGGCGCCAUCAUCCUUUCCGUUUACGUCGGUGCUGUGACAGGCUUCAUCUUCCUUAUCGCAGCAUAUUACUGCAUAGGCUCGAUCGAUGACACGGCCAUGUCUUCGACCGGAGUUCCGAUCAUUGAAAUCUUCUACAAUAGCACAUCCUCUAGAGCUGGCGCAAGCUGUCUGACUGUCUUGCUCAUCGUCAUCGGAAUUGGCGCCAGCAAUGCUUUAACGGCCGAAGGUGGACUCGAGCCGAAGAAGCAGAUCCCGAUUGCUGCAUUGUGCUUGACUGUGCUGGUCCAAGUGGCCCUAGACAGUAUCUACUUCGGCACAGUAACUGGCUUCAACACGGUCGUGAGUAUUGCAACGCAAGGAUUCUGCCUGUACUCCCUGGGAGCCUUCAGUGUCCCGCUGAAUGUCAUAGGCUUGGUCUUUUUGCUGUUCACGACAAUAACCUUCAACUUUCCAUCCAUGUACCCUGUGAGCAGCGAGAGCAUGAAUUAUACUUCGGCCGCAGUCGGUAUCAUCAUGGCGGUAGCGCUGUUGACUUGGGUGACAAGUGGUCACAGGAGGGUACCGCAAUGGGAGGUUGUGGUCAGCGAAGAAAGUGUGGAUGAGGACAUGAUGCGUACAAAGGCAGGCCAGUCUUGA